AUGACGGUUGCGCAUUUUGUACCUGCUCCACCAGUUGUGCCAGUUGCGCAUUUUGUACCUGCUCCACCAGUUGUGCCAGUUGCACAUUUUGUACCUGCUCCACCAGUUGUGCCAGUUGCGCAUUUUGUACCUGCUCCACCAGUUGUGCCAGUUGCUCAUUUUGUACCUGCUGCACCAGUUGUGUCACUUGCACAUUUUGUACCUGCUGCACCAGUUGUGCCAGUUGAGCAUUUUGUACCUGCUGCACCAGUUGUGCCAGUUGAGCAUUUUGUACCUGCUGCACCUGUUACGCCAGUUGUACAUGCUGCACCUGUUACGCCAGUUGUGCAUGCUGCACCUGCUACACCUGUUGCACCUGCUGCACCAGUUGUGCCUGCUGCACCAGUUGGGCCAGUUGCGCCAGCUGUGCCCAUUGCGCCAGUUGUGCCAGUUGCACCAGCUGUGCCAGUUGCACCAGUUGUGCCAGAAGUAAAACAGAAGAUCCCAGUGUCAGAGGUGAAGGGGAAAAAGGAAGUGCCACUACAUGUGCCUGAGUUAAAGGAAACCAAGGCGUUGUUAUUCGCACCAGCGAUAAAAGUAAAGAAGGUUGGAUCGGAGAUCAAAGAGAAGGCGCAUGUGACAGACAUAAAAGAGAAGAAGAUUAUUGUGACAGACGUAAAAGAGAAAAAGCCUGUAGUCGUAGAGAAAACAGACGAUGGGACGAAUGAAGUUGCUCGGACUAUAGUAGAAGGCGUACUGACUGCUGCUGUUCAGUUUGUGGAAGAAGCCAGAAACCCCAUCAAGAACAUCAAGUGGCUCACUCACGGGGAAUUCACACCAGAAAAAGGUCGAAAACAAAUUGAAAAUUUCGUUUCAACAUGGGAGUUUCAAAACCGCUGGGUGUAUUAUGCUGAUUUUAUAGAGAAAAAAGACUUAAUUCACUCCUUCCACUAUAUCUACCGGGUGCGAUGGAGUGCCCCUACGGCUGUGAGACCCAUGGCACGAGUCAGUGCCAAUGCCUUAUUCACCAUCAAGUUCAACAAGAGCAAACCUGCCGAUAUGCCUGUUGAUGUCUCUUACAUCUUUGAGAAUUCAGCACUGCUUCAAAGACCAGGAAAGAUUCGAUUUCGAGAACAAUGGCUGCGGGAUAUUACUGAGACCAAGCAUAUUUUGUUGGAGUCCAUACCCUUUAAAGUUGUUUGA
Molecule: messenger RNA, 1182 nt
Organism: Mus pahari (shrew mouse)
Lineage: Eukaryota; Metazoa; Chordata; Mammalia; Rodentia; Muridae
Gene: Akap14
Product: A-kinase anchoring protein 14
Exons: 7
Coding region: 1-1182 (393 amino acids)
Cellular component (GO): cAMP-dependent protein kinase complex
Molecular function (GO): protein kinase A regulatory subunit binding
Source: RefSeq, a predicted model, not a curated record